Molecule: messenger RNA, 1407 nt
Organism: Teleopsis dalmanni
Lineage: Eukaryota; Metazoa; Arthropoda; Insecta; Diptera; Diopsidae
Product: probable serine/threonine-protein kinase clkA
Source: RefSeq, a predicted model, not a curated record
AUGCAUCCCGAUGGAACAGCUCAUGGGGGAAGUGGCAUUUUAGUUAAAACAAAUAUAUUACACUUUGAAAUGCAACAAUACCGCACUGAAGAGAUUCAAGCAACCAGCAUAUCAACAAAAGAUUGGUGUGGCUCAAUCACAAUAACAUCAGUGUACUGUCCACCAAAACACGCAACUAAGACGGGGGGUGAAAUAUCAACUUUGCAACCAAUUCAGGCUGGAGUGCCACAAGGCAGUGUCUUGGGACCAGUGUUAUACUUACCCUUCACUAACGACUUGUCUACCACCGUUGGUACUGAGAUUGGAACUAUUGCCGAUGAUACUGUGGUAAUUGCUACAGACGAAAAUCACCAGGCUGAUGAAAAUGAAAUAAAUUAUCGAGAAGAAGGCGGAUAUGAAAAAUAUUUACUUAAUAAUAUAAAUUAUAGCAACAAUGGUGUUUUACAAAAAGAUUUACUUUUAAAUGAAAUUCACCAAAAUAUAAAAAGACACAUAAAAAAUUCUAAUAUUCUUGAUACAGAUUUGUUGCAAAAUACUAUAUUGCAGAAUGAAGCUAACAAUCUGAGCAGUGCUAAUAAUAUUUUUCUGGAGAGUAGCAAUAAUAUAUUUCACAGUAAUUUUAGGAUUAAUCGAGAAAAUAAUAGAUCUGACAUAUUUGAAAAAAAGAUUGCUUUGACUUCAAAGAACAAGCAAAAUAUAUUUAAAAUUAAAUAUUGUAAAAUUAAUAACACAAGGAGUAGAAUACAAAUUUUUGAAGAAGAAAAAAAUAGUAGCAGUCAUAGUAGCAACAGCAGUAGCAGUUGCGAUGUCACUGGUGACAACAGUGCUGUAAAUGGAUUUGGUGUUGGUGAUAUUUUUAACAUAUACAAUAACGACUAUGCUAUGCCAAGCUCACUAAAAUCAUCUUUUAAUACAUCAAAUAAUUUUCUUGAUUCUACAGUUAUAAAAGGAAUUAAAUCUAGUUAUUCAAAUGGCAAAAUUUUAAGUAAAUAUAAUAUAGAAACUUCUAAGGACGACACAGAUGAUUUUAUUGACAAAGUGGUACAAAAAAAGAAUGAUAUUAUAACUAUUAAAACCUCUAAUGUAAACAACGCACAUAUUCAACCAAUUUUAUCGGAAGCAUAUGUCUAUAAUUAUUUUAAAGACAUAAAUACAGAAAAUAAUAUUUGUGUACAAAAUAGUUCUGAAGCACUACUAGCACAACCUGGCGCAGAUUUAAGUGACUUUCGUUUGAAAGUAAACAGUAAAUUUGAAAAAGUCAGUAACCUUAAUUUCUUGAAGAGUAAUUUAAAAACAUCAAAUAAUUCUUUUGCUUGUAUGGAGAAUACGGAACGUGACCAUUUAUACUCCAAUGCAAUUAAUGAAUCAUGUAAUAUGGAAGGUGACAUAAAUAGUAACAUUCAUGGU